Molecule: messenger RNA, 6046 nt
Organism: Drosophila ananassae
Lineage: Eukaryota; Metazoa; Arthropoda; Insecta; Diptera; Drosophilidae
Gene: cnc
Product: segmentation protein cap'n'collar
Exons: 9
Coding region: 80-4267 (1395 amino acids)
Biological process (GO): regulation of transcription by RNA polymerase II
Cellular component (GO): nucleus
Molecular function (GO): RNA polymerase II cis-regulatory region sequence-specific DNA binding; DNA-binding transcription factor activity, RNA polymerase II-specific
Source: RefSeq, a predicted model, not a curated record
GCGGAGGCGGGUGGACACCCACACACCCACACACCCCCACACCCACAUCUCGUUCGAAUAGCUCACGAACGGCAACAGAAUGAUCUCAAAUAAAAAGUCAUACGCUAUGAAAAUGCUGCAACUGGCUCUGGCCCUGAGCCUGCUGCAGUACAACCCGGACUACUUGCUCCACCGCUGGGACUCGCAGCUGGAACUGGGCUCCCAUGGCGAUGGCUGGGAGCUGGAGAUGCUGCGCACCGUCCACCGUCUGGACAUGGACCAGAAUCCCUAUGGCAAUCGCAAAGGCCUCAGUCCCCGGAUCGAGGAUCUGCUGAACUUGGUGGACCCCUCCAUGGAGGGCCUGGGGAACGGAGUGGGCGAGUACAAGCUGCCGAAGAGCUUCAACGGCAGCACCUUCGUGAUGAACCUGCACAACACGACCGGAAACAGCAGUGUCCAGACGGCCGCCCUGCAGGACAUGCAGAGCAGUGGUGCUGGGGCUGCUGGGACGGCCUCUGGCUCGUCCUCCACGGGCGGAGCGUCCAGUGGGUCGUCCCUGGGGGAAAUCCACAUCGACACCACCUCCCUGGCAGCCGGAAAUGCGAAUCACUCGCUACUGCGUCCCACUCCGGAGCUGGACAUCUUCCUCUCGCCGCACCUGCUGCAGGACCAGCGCUCCAUCUGGGAGCAGAACCUGGCCGAUCUCCAUGACUACAACGACCUGCCGCUGCAGUCCAGUCCGUACGCCAACCUACCUCUGAAGGACGGCCAGCAACAGGCCCCCAACAGCUCUCACCUGGAUCUCAGCCUGGCGGCGCUCCUCCAUGGCUUCACGGGAGGAAGCGCCACGCCCCACAGCACAGCCGCCCUCAACGACAGCACCCCCCAUCCCAGCAAUCAGGGCAGCCAGACUGUGGAGAACAACUCGGACGACGUGGUGGAGGACAGUCUCUACCUGGGACGGCUGUUCGGCGAGGAGGAGGUAGAUGACGAAGAUGCGGAAAUAGCCGCCGGAGUGGCCAACGCCUGUGAGGUCGAGGGUCUGACCACCGACGAGCCGUUCGGCUGUGCCAGCUUCGCCAACGAGGUGGAGGUCGGAGGAUUCGAGGAGGAGAGUGAGAUCGCCGAGGUGUUGUACAAGCAGGAUGUGGACUUGGGCUUCAGCCUCGACCAGGAGCAGAUUAUCAACGCCUCCUAUGCCAGCGGCAACAGCGCCGCCAGCCAGGCCAAGGCCCGCCUGGAGGAGGAGGCCAAGUCGUCGGACCCCUCGCUCGGACCGGAAUCCACCGAAGACGCCCUGAAGGACACCGCCGCCGAGACCACCGAGCUCUCUGGCGCCACCGUUGACGAUAUUGAGAAGCUGAAAGCUCUGGAGGAGCUUCAGCAAGAUAAGGACAAGGACGCCGAGAACCUUCUGGAGGAUAUUACCAAUGAGUGGAACGGAAUACCCUUCACCAUCGAUAAUGAAACUGGUGAAUACAUUCGCUUGCCUUUGGAUGAGUUGCUGAACGACGUUCUCAAGCUCUCUGAAUUCCCGCUCGAAGACGAGCUGACCAACGAUCCGGUGGCCUCCACCUCCCAGGCAGCUGCCGCUUUGAACGAGAAUCAGUCGAUAAGGACCAGCUCGGAGACCGGCGAGGAGUUCCUCAGUGGCGAGGGAGUGCCGAGCAAGCAGCGUAGGAUCGAUACCAAGGACAAGGAGAACGACCCGGAAAAGGCCGACGGAGGAGACAGCUUCUCGGUCAGCGACUUCGAGGACCUGCAGAACUCAGUGGGCUCGCCCCUGUUUGACUUAGAUGAGGACGCCAAGAAGGAGCUAGACGAGAUGUUGCAAUCCACGGCUCCGCCCUACCACCACCCCCAUCCCCACCACGGCCAUCCCCACGCGCACCCCCAUCCGCACCACCAUGCCGCCACGAUGCACCACCACGCCCAUGCCCACCAUGCCGCCGCCGCCGCCGCUGCCCACCAGCGAGCGGUGCAGCAGGCCAACUAUGGCGGCAGUGUUGGCGUCGGCGUUGGUGUCGGAGUGGGCGUGGGCGUGGGCAGCGGCACUGGCAGCGCCUUCCAGCGCCAGCCAGCCAGCGGCGGAUUCCAUCCGGGCCAUCACCAGGGCCGCAUGCCGCGUCUGAACCGCAGCGUUUCCAUGGAGCGUCUUCAGGACUUUGCCACCUACUUCAGCCCCAUACCCAGCAUGGUGGGCGGAGUGUCGGACAUGUCGCCCUAUCCCCACCACUAUCCGGGCUACUCCUAUCAGGCGAGUCCCUCGCAGGGAGCCCCCGCCCCCGGCCAGCACGGUCAGUACGGUAGCGGGGCAGCUGCUGCUCCCCUGCAGCCCCCACCACCGCCGCCGCCGCACCACGCCACCAUGCUGCACCACCCGAACACCGCCCUGGGCGACAUCUGCCCCUCGGGCCAGCCGCACUACGGCCACAACCUGGGCUCCGCGGUGUCCUCCAGCAUGCAUCUGACCAACUCCAGUCACGAGGCCGAUGGCGCCGCCGCAGCAGCUGCCGCCUAUAAGGUGGAGCACGAUCUGAUGUACUACGCGAAUACCUCCUCGGAUAUGAAUCAAACUGACGGUUUCAUGAACUCCAUUUUCACCGACGAGGAUCUGCAUUUGAUGGACAUGAAUGAGAGCUUCUGUCGCAUGGUGGACAACAGCACCAGCAACAACUCCUCGGUCCUGGGCCUGCCCAGCAGUGGACAUGUCAGCAACGGCUCCGGAGGCUCUGCUCAGCUGGCGCCGGGGAACACUCACGCAAACCAGGCCAACGGAGCUGCGGGCGCCGUGGGCCCAAUGAGCACUGGCGGAGCUGCGGGCAUGACCGCCGAUCUUCUGGCCAGCGGCGGCGGUGCAGGUGCACAGGGCGGGACUGAUCGCUUGGACGCCUCUAGCGACAGUGCCGUCAGUUCGAUGGGCUCCGAACGGGUGCCAUCCCUCUCCGACGGCGAGUGGGGUGAGGGCAGCGACUCGGCGCAGGACUAUCACCAGGGAAAGUACGGUGGCCCCUACGACUUCAGUUACAACAACAACUCGCGGCUGACCACGGCCACCCGUCAGCCGCCGGUGGCGCAAAAGAAGCAUCAGUUAUACGGAAAGCGGGAUCCUCACAAGCAGACACCAUCGGCUCUGCCACCGACAGUGCCGCCGGCGGCUGCCACAGCCGUGCAGUCGCAGAGCAUUAAAUACGAAUACGAUGCGGGAUACGGAUCAUCGGGAAUGGCCAGCGGUGCUAGUGGAAUCAGCAGCGAAGCUGGUGCCAUGGGACCUGCUCUGUCCAAGGACUACCACCAUCACCAGGCGGCCUACGGAAUGGGCGCCAGCGGAAGCAACUUCAAUGGCGACUACACCCAUCGACCCACUCCCAGGACCGCUGAAGAUCUGGUCCAUCUAAAUCACACCUACUCGGCCAUGCCCCAGGGAAGUGGUGCCCUGCCAAGACCGCAGGCGCGCGACAAGAAGCCUCUGGUGGCCACCAAAUCAGGAUCAGCCAAGGGAGCCAACUCCGGCGGCGGUAGCAGCAGCAGCAGCAGUGCCGGCGGCAGCAGCCACGGCGGAGAGGAUGAGCACCUGACCCGUGAUGAGAAGCGGGCUCGUGCCUUGAACAUCCCUAUUCCGGUGCAGGACAUCAUUAAUUUGCCCAUGGACGAGUUCAACGAGCGCCUGUCCAAGUACGACCUCAGCGAGAACCAACUGUCCCUGAUCCGCGACAUCCGUCGUCGUGGCAAGAACAAGGUGGCGGCCCAAAACUGCCGCAAGCGCAAGCUGGACCAGAUCCUUACCCUCGAGGACGAAGUGAAUGCUGUGGUCAAGCGCAAGACGCAGCUGAAUCUGGAUCGCGAUCACUUGGAGGGCGAGCGUAAACGCAUCUCCAAUAAGUUUGCCAUGCUGCAUCGUCAUGUGUUCCAGUAUCUGCGGGAUCCUGAGGGCAAUGCAUGCUCACCUGCUGACUACAGCUUGCAGCAGGCCGCCGAUGGCUCUGUCUACUUGCUGCCUCGUGAAAAGUCCGAGAGCAACAACACAGCCACAGCUGCCUCCAAUGCUGUGUCUUCCGGCAGCGGAGGAAGUCUGAACGGACAUGUGCCCAGCCAGACACCGAUGCACGGCCACCAUGGCCAGCACGGAAUGCAGGCCCAGCACGUAGGCGGUGGAAUGAGCCAGCAGCAGCAGCAACAGCAGCAAUCGAGGCUGCCCCCGCAUCUGCAACAGCAGCAGCAGCACCAUUUGCAGCAACAGCAGCAGCAGCCGGGAGGUCAAUCGCAGCAGCAGCACCGCAAGGAAUGAAAGUAUCUGUUGCGAAUAGCCGCAACAAAGAGUUGGUUCACUAGCUUCCAGCGCGAGCAGCAGCACCAGCAGCAGCAGCAGCAGCAACAAUAUCAGCAGCAGCCGCAAUUCGAUUACCGCUACGACCUGCUGAACAGCAGUUACCUGUACUAAUGGUUAUUAUUCUUCAGUUGCUGCAACAUGUUGCUGGCAACAUCUGUUGCACACGCUUCUGCUGUCGAGCAGUGGAAGCUUCUUCAUUCAUCCCCCCACACACUUCCAUUUAUGGUUUACUUAUUUAGUCAGCUUGAUUGUUAUUUAUUUUGUAAUUAUUAAUUAUUCGGACUCGUCCCGAGAGUAUGCCCUGAGAGAGAUUUCAACUAAUCCGGAGAGCCUCUUACUUAAAUGCAAAAGAAAAAAAAAUCUUUACUUGUGAUAAAUCAGUUUCUUCAACUAUGAAUUCUUGGCGCUCACAAGCAGACCCCAAAAAAAAAAAAAAAAAAAAAGAGAAAGAACAGUAGCUAUGUAAACAGAUUAUGUUUUAAAUGAAUUUUAAAUCAGUAAACUAUGCAAACCCACAGCCCACAUUCACACACAUAGCUUAUCAGCGCGUCGUCCAAUAAUAUUCGAUGGUGAAACCGUUAACAAACUUAUAUAAUAUUAGAUUGUAAAAUAAAUGAGAAAGCAUAAAUGAAUAGAGCACGAGAAAUGUAAAAUAUAGAUGAUAGACAAAUGAACACACAUCCAAACACACAUGAACACAACACAAAUCGAUUGUAAAGGUUGAUAGAUAUUGCUGGACAUAUAAUGAAAUACGCCCGUAAGACAGUUAGUUGUAAGCCCCUAGCCGUAUACUAUAAUCUAGUGAGAGAUCUAUCAUAGUAGUAUCAGUAAGUUCACGCGGCAUUUAUCAAAUCAACCCACACACACAAACUCAUCCACAGGCAAAAACAUAACACACAAAUUAGCGUAUCAGACUAAGCUAGCGCGUAGAAUCUGUAAAUACAUAAUUUUAACUUAGUUAACCCUUAACCUUUAAUAUUUAGGCUACUGAAACUACGAGUGUGCUAACACGCCUCAAGGAAACCAAGAAAACACUAAAAAAAAAAACGAUAGAAUACAAAAUCUGUAAGAAACAGAAACAAAAAAAGGUAAUGCCCUAGCUAGGGCGAAUCAGCAGUCCUGGUAAAGGUUUAUUCGAUAAGCGAUAAGAGAUAUUAAUAUUUAAUAUUCUUCAACAAUGUCCUACAGCAUAAAGAGUUUAACUUUAAAUUAAGCUACAGCUAUGCCUAAUGAUUACACAAACUUACACGUACUAUAUUAACUUAAACAGAUCCGGUACGAAAAUCGAAACAAUCUAUUGUUAAUGUAGGCAUACGUAUUUUAAUUGUUGUAAUGAAUUUCGCGCCUAUUGAAACACGAACACAACUACUAAAUUCAAUAAAAGCGCGCAGCUUUUCAAUUAAGGAAUGCGAAAUUAUUUGUUGUAAAUUGAAAUUGAACUAAUUAUCUACCAUUGUACUACUACUACUCGUACAGACACUUUAAUACAUACGUAAAACAUUAACAUUAGUUUGGGAGAAGUGUGGUCAGACAUUACCAAAGUCCACAACUUACUAACACAAGGAUCACCAUCAAGGAUUCCUGUGCACGCUUCGGCCAAUACCAUGUACUUGUAUGUUUCUAUCAAAUUUGUAUGUAUGUUUCAUAAGAAAAAUUUGUAUGCUUUAAAAACGAUCCACUUUUCGUCAGCUAAACAAAGAAACCGUCAAAAUUAAAGAAAAACUACUAAAAAAUAUA